AUGGCUCCUACUAUAGUCCUCAUCACCGGUGCCAACCGUGGCAUUGGCAAAGGUAUCUUGGAAUUGUACCUUAAGAAGCCCGAUCACACCGUCAUCGCUGCGAACCGUGACCCAAGCCACGUAAGCUCUCUAACACUGGCUGAUUUGCCUAAGGCUGAGGGCACUACGUUGCACGUCAUCAAGAUCGAUGCCCUCUCGCCUACUGAUCCCGCGGCGGGUGUGGAGACUCUAACCACUAAAGGAAUCACCCAUAUCGACAUCCUGAUCGCUAACGCCGGUAUUGCUCUUUCUUGGUCCAAAGUCACUGAGGUCAAGGUUGCCGACAUCCAGAAGCAUAUCGAUGUCAAUAUUUAUGGCUUUAUCUAUCUCUAUCAGGCUUUCCGAUCCCUCCUUAAGGAUGCCCAGGCUCCCAAGUGGGUAACUAUCGGCUCUAGCUCUGCUUUCUUGACGUGGAAUGUUUAUAUUGGUCUAUUUCGCCUUGGAGGAUGGCUCUUUAUACCUGGGCUAGAACACGUGAACUUCGUUCGCAUGCAAAAUGCUGCCUAUGCUCCCACGAAAGCUGUCCAGCACUGGUAUACUAAGGCAAUCUCCGUUGAAGACACUUGGUUGAACGCCUUCCCUAUUGAUCCUGGCUGGGUUCAGACUGAUCUCGGUAACCGAGGUGCUAAAGCUUUCAGCUUCGAGAAAGCUGCUGUGACCGUCGAAGAUAGUGCCGCUGGCCUUAUCAAGGUCAUUGAUGCGUCUACCUUGGAGACUCAUAGUGGCAAGCUGUUUAAGUUUGAUGGCGAUGAGGAGCCUUGGUAG
This is a messenger RNA of Penicillium odoratum, 804 nucleotides long. RefSeq lists its product as uncharacterized. The transcript is spliced from 4 exons. The record is from RefSeq and is a predicted model, not a curated record. Lineage: Eukaryota; Fungi; Ascomycota; Eurotiomycetes; Eurotiales; Aspergillaceae. The coding region runs from base 1 to 804 and encodes 267 amino acids.